UAAAAAAACAAGACAAAAGAAAAGCAAAAACCCUACUCUGUUUCUCUCUGCCUCUCUGUUCCACUGUCAGUAGCCGUUGCCUCCCGCUCCGCCGGCGCAGCUAUUCAAACACCAUUUCUCUACUGCUUGUCCAGUUGCUUUUUGAGUCUCUCCUCAAUCUAUACUUAUCUUUGGUUGGUACUUGACACAACAUUUCUGUCAAAAUGAAGAAAAUGAUAGCCCUUGGUUUUGAAGGAUCAGCUAACAAGAUUGGUGUUGGGGUUGUGACAUUAGAUGGCACCAUUUUGUCAAACCCACGCCACACCUACAUUACCCCACCUGGCCAAGGAUUCCUUCCACGAGAAACUGCUCAACACCAUCUCCAGCAUGUGCUUCCACUGAUUAAAUCGGCUUUAAAAACAGCCCAAAUUACCCCUGAUGAAAUUGACUGCCUUUGUUACACCAAGGGUCCCGGUAUGGGUGCACCGCUACAAGUUUCCGCCAUUGUUGUUAGGGUUCUUUCGUUGCUAUGGAAGAAGCCCGUUGUUGCAGUUAACCACUGUGUUGCACAUAUUGAGAUGGGAAGGAUAGUAACUGGUGCAGAUGAUCCAGUUGUGUUGUAUGUUAGUGGUGGGAAUACUCAGGUUAUAGCGUAUAGUGAAGGGCGAUACAGAAUCUUUGGGGAGACUAUUGACAUUGCUGUUGGGAAUUGCUUGGAUCGGUUUGCUAGAGUUUUAACCCUCUCAAAUGAUCCAAGCCCUGGAUAUAACAUUGAGCAGCUAGCAAAGAAAGGAGAAAAGUUUAUAGAUCUUCCAUAUGUGGUCAAAGGGAUGGAUGUAUCCUUUAGUGGAAUAUUGAGCUACAUUGAAGCUACUGCAGAGGAGAAGCUAAAAAAUAAUGAAUGCACCCCUGCAGAUUUGUGCUACUCCCUUCAGGAAACUCUAUUUGCAAUGCUUGUGGAGAUUACAGAACGAGCUAUGGCUCACUGUGAUACGAAAGAUGUUCUCAUAGUUGGUGGUGUGGGUUGCAAUGAGCGCUUGCAAGAGAUGAUGAGGACAAUGUGUUCUGAACGAGGUGGUAGAUUGUUUGCAACUGAUGACAGGUACUGCAUUGACAAUGGAGCAAUGAUAGCAUAUACAGGUCUCCUUGCCUUUGCUCAUGGGUCAUCAACACCCCUUGAGGAGACGACAUUCACUCAGCGUUUUCGGACCGAUGAGGUGCAUGCAAUCUGGAGGGAGAAACAUGAGUCAGGUGACAUGAAUGGUCUUGUGGAGGGAGGAAUUUAAAUUGCUAUUAAGGUUUCAGUGCUUGUUGCAUGUCCCAACUCUGGCUCUUGAAGGUACACUAAAGAUUUAUGUAUGUCAUGAUGUAAUAUGGUUACCAGGAAGGUUAAGAAGCAACUUAUUCCAUGUUCUAAAUAUUUUAUUUGCAAAUUAUUUCUUACAUUGAAAUCUCCCUA
Molecule: messenger RNA, 1438 nt
Organism: Theobroma umbraticum
Lineage: Eukaryota; Viridiplantae; Streptophyta; Magnoliopsida; Malvales; Malvaceae
Product: Actin-like ATPase superfamily protein
Biological process (GO): tRNA threonylcarbamoyladenosine modification
Cellular component (GO): cytoplasm; EKC/KEOPS complex
Source: RefSeq, a predicted model, not a curated record